CCGCGGAUCCCGGCCGCUGUUCGGGCGCGCGCAGCUAGCGGGCGCGACUAUGCCAAGAUGGUCUUGCAGGCGCGGAGCAAGCACCGGGACGCGGCUCCCAGGCCGCCCCGGUCGGCCCGCUCGUCGCCGCCGCCACUGAGUGGGGCAUCCGAUGUGGGCGCUGGGGAGCUGGGGCCAGAGCGCUCGCCGCCGUCGCCGGGGCGCAGGGGCACCGCGAGCAGGAAGGGGCCCCGCGCAGAGACCGCCGCGCCCGCCCCGGACGGCCUCGCGGGCCGCCUGGCGGCCGGGCUGCACUGGGCGCUGGGCCUGCGGCUCGGGCGCGGCCGGACCUGGAGCACGCUGCUGCUAGCUUUCUUUGCAGCGCUACUGCACUGGAGCCACAUAACGCACCUCUUUGAAAACGACCGGCAUUUUUCUCACCUCUCAACGCUGGAAAGGGAGAUGGCGUUCCGCACUGAAAUGGGGCUGUAUUAUUCUUACUUCAAGACUAUUGUGGAAGCACCCUCGUUUUUGAAUGGAGUAUGGAUGAUAAUGAAUGACAAGCUGACUGAAUACCCCCUUGUUAUUAACACAUUACAAAGGUUCAAUCUUUACCCUGAGGUGAUCUUAGCCAGCUGGUACCGGAUUUAUACCAAAAUAAUGGAUUUGAUUGGUAUUCAAACCAAGAUAUGCUGGACAGUUACCCGAGGAGAAGGCCUCAGUCCGAUUGAGAGCUGUGAGGGAUUGGGAGAUCCAGCUUGCUUUUAUGUUGCUGUAAUUUUUAUGUUAAAUGGACUAAUGAUGGCGUUAUUCUUCAUAUAUGGCACAUAUUUAAGUGGCAGCAGGCUGGGAGGUGUGGUCACAGUGAUGUGCUUCUUUUUCAAUCAUGGAGAGUGUACCCGCGUGAUGUGGACGCCGCCUCUCCGAGAGAGCUUCUCAUACCCGUUCCUUGUACUUCAGAUGUUGCUUGUGACUCAUAUUCUCAGGGCUACAAAACUUUACAGAGGGAGUUUGAUUGCACUCUGCAUUUCCAAUGUAUUCUUCAUGCUUCCUUGGCAGUUUGCCCAAUUCGUGCUUCUUACUCAGAUUGCAUCAUUAUUUGCAGUGUAUGUCGUGGGAUACAUUGAUACAUAUAAAUUACAGAAGAUCAUUUAUAUGCACAUGAUUUCUCUUGUACUUUGUUUUGUGUUGAUGUUUGGGAACUCGAUGUUACUAACAUCUUACUAUGCAUCCUCUUUGGUAAUUAUUUGGGGCAUGCUGGCAAUGAAAGCACAGUUCCUGAGGAUGAACGUAUCUGAACUCGGCUUAUGGGUUAUCCAAGGGUGUUGUUGGUUAUUUGGAACUGUUAUACUCAAGUGUCUGACCUCCAGGAUCUUUGGCAUUGCGGAUGAUGCUCAUAUUGGCAACUUAUUAACAUCAAAAUUCUUCAGUUACAAGGAUUUUGAUACUUUGCUAUAUACUUGUGCAGCAGAGUUUGACUUCAUGGAGAAAGAGACUCCACUGAGAUACACGAAGACACUGCUGCUUCCAGUUGUUCUCGUCAUCGUCGCUGCCAUUGUUAGAAAGAUUAUUAAUGAUUUACGGGGUGUCAUAGCUCAACAACAGACUCAUACAAGAAAACAACAAUUUGAUCAUGGAGAGUUGGUUUACCAUGCUCUGCAGCUAUUAGCAUACACAGCCCUUGGUGUUCUGAUCAUGAGACUGAAGCUCUUCCUCACACCACACAUGUGUGUUAUGGCAUCCUUGAUCUGCUCCAGACAGCUGUUUGGAUGGCUCUUUGGCAAAGUGCAUCCUGGUGCUGUUGUCUUUGCUGUAUUAGCAGCAAUGUCUAUUCAAGGCUUUGCAAACCUACAAACCCAGUGGAACAUUGUAGGGGAGUUCAGCAAUUUACCACAAGAGGAGCUCAUAGAGUGGAUCAGAUACAGCACAAAACCAGAUGCAGUGUUUGCAGGUGCCAUGCCCACCAUGGCAAGUGUGAAGCUGUCUGCUCUCCGACCCGUUGUGAACCACCCACAUUAUGAAGAUGCAGGUCUAAGAGCCAGAACAAAAAUAGUAUAUUCAAUGUAUAGCCGAAAAGCGCCUGAGGAUGUAAAGAAGGAGCUGAUGAAAUUAAAAGUGAAUUACUACAUUCUGGAAGAGUCAUGGUGCAUCAGGAGAUCCAAGCCUGGGUGCAGCAUGCCUGAAAUCUGGGAUGUGGAGGAUCCGGACAACGCUGGGAAAACACCCCUGUGCAACAUCUUGGUGAAGGAUUCCAAGCCUCACUUUACCACGGUGUUCCAGAACAGUGUUUACAAAGUCCUAGAAGUUAUCAGACAGUGACUGCAUGUGCAUCUGCCAGAGACUGCAUCAGCAGAUUAACCUCAGUGUGGAUUGUCCUUGAGACCUGAACCCUCAGGGAUGGCUUCCGGUGCCCACUUCUGGCAGCCAUGGAAAAGCUGUUCUCUUUCUGCCUUCUUCCCAGAGCCCAAGGACAGGCUUGUCUGGGGGACAUUGGUCACCUGCAAAGACAGCACUUGCGACUGAGGAGUGUGGCCUCAGUAAGGCGCCAGCCUCACCAGCCAGGGUCUCCCUCUCUGACGCUGCCCGGGGACUGCCAUUCCUACUGUUGCAGACUGUGGCCAAGCUUCCUCAUCUGAUGCUUAGUUUUAUUUCAUAAGCUUUUACCAACUCAGAAAACAGGGGAGCAGCUGGAGGGCGUGGUUUAGGGAUGUUGAGUGAUGAUGUAAUAAUGCAGGGGAAUGUAAAGAAAAGGACAGGCAUGGGUGUGAGGGAUGCAUGCCCUGCCCUCCACACGGCUAUUCUGCAGCCCAACAUGGCUGCUGUGUGGAUACAGCAGUUAGGAUUUUUUUUAUCACCUUUUAAAAAUUAUUUUCUGUCCUUACCCUCUAACAAUUCCCUUCAUAAUAAGUUCACAUGUAAUGAUUGGAAAUUCUGUACAGAGAAACAAAACAUUAAAAUACUAUUAGAGCCAGUUCACAUGCUGGGAAACAUUAAAAGUAGUCUAAAUUAGUUUUUUUUGCAGAAACCUUUUGUAACAGUCUGUCUUAAUGUAACUCCACCAGCAAGCUCUGCUUGUAUUUUAGGCAAGUCAGCUUGGAACUGAGGCCUUGGGGGCCACUGCAUACUUAGCCUCCAGCACAUGGAGCAGCAGCCGGUACCCUGCGGCGGUGGAGGGGGCACCAUUUUUAUGGCAACAUGGAGUGGUAAUAGAUUGUAUGUAGCUGACAAUGCAGUAUUAAAGUGCAGUAUUUUGCAUAUUUUUAGCAUUUACAAAUAUUUUUGCUUUAGUGUGAGGAAAGGAAGGAAAGACAGAAAGCAACUGAAUAGUUAUUAUUGUGACAUAAAAAAAAAAAAGCUGGGUAAUCCGUCCAUUAAAAGAUAAACCUCUGAGAUGCCUGGCAGCGUGUGUGCUAUUGCAGUAGGCCAGCAGCACGAAUGAGAAAACAAAAGGAUGUGUCUGUAAUAAAGUGAUCCUACACAGGAGUGUUGUAUUUUUAUGAAUUUUAUGCCCCUUGUUUACAUGUACUAUGUUAAAUAAAAAAUCCAUGAAAAAUGUA
Molecule: messenger RNA, 3536 nt
Organism: Grammomys surdaster
Lineage: Eukaryota; Metazoa; Chordata; Mammalia; Rodentia; Muridae
Gene: Dpy19l1
Product: dpy-19 like C-mannosyltransferase 1
Exons: 23
Coding region: 58-2298 (746 amino acids)
Cellular component (GO): nuclear inner membrane
Molecular function (GO): mannosyltransferase activity
Source: RefSeq, a predicted model, not a curated record